AUGAGCGAUGAGCAGAAAGAGUAUGAAGCGAUGAAGCUAGUGAAUGCUAUGGACAAGCUAAUGAAAACAGGUAACCUCACAGAUUGUACCCUUUCAUUUUAUCUCUUUACUUUUUCAUGUUGUGAAUCACAUUCAGUUACCUCUCUAGAAUGUUUCGAUACAUUAACAUUCGCCAAGGCAAUGUUCAGACAUGUCUGGCAAUGUUUGGCGUAAAA
This is a messenger RNA of Cylicostephanus goldi, 215 nucleotides long. Lineage: Eukaryota; Metazoa; Nematoda; Chromadorea; Rhabditida; Strongylidae. The record is from the annotation of a GenBank genome assembly.